Molecule: messenger RNA, 1632 nt
Organism: Penicillium riverlandense
Lineage: Eukaryota; Fungi; Ascomycota; Eurotiomycetes; Eurotiales; Aspergillaceae
Exons: 2
Coding region: 1-1632 (543 amino acids)
Biological process (GO): mRNA splicing, via spliceosome
Cellular component (GO): nucleus
Source: RefSeq, a predicted model, not a curated record
AUGAACAACGAUCAAUUCCGGCGGCUGCUUGCUGACAAGUCGGUCUCCUCAACAUCCAAAAACGCAUCCUCCCCAUCAGCCCGCGAUGCAGCCCCGGGAGGCGCAACACCCAGAGGAGCAUUGGGCUCGCGCAUGCGCUCCAGCAUCCCCAUGACACCCCGCUCCGUAACAGGCAUCGACUUCGCGCGCCAGCUAGCCGACCAGCGCAACGACCAACGCCCCACAAAGCGAUUCAAAUCCUCCGCCGCCCCAAAGGGCACAAAACUCCCAUCCGGAUACCAAGACCGCGCACAACAGCGCAGCACACAAGAUGACGACGAGAUGGAUGAGGGCGGCGGAGAUGACGUCCAGAAACGCGUGCGCGCGCUAGAGGAGAUGGUGAAACUGGGCCAGAUUGAUCAGGGUACUUUUGAGAAUAUUUGCAAGGAACUGGGCGUUGGUGGAGAUGUAGGCAGUACGCAUAUGGUUAAGGGGCUUGAUUGGGAGCUUCUGAGGAGGGUGCGUGCCGGGGAGGAUGUUUCGCAGGCUAAGGAGAAGGAGGUUGCGUCUGCUCCUGUGCAGGGAGACGCUGAGGAGACCGAGGAGAAUGCAGACGAGGCGUUUGAGCGGUUGAUGGAGGAGAAGGGGAUGGAGGAGAUACAAGCUGCACCGAGGGUGAAGGAGAAGAAGAAGGGAACUAUGGCGCCACCACCGCCGCGGAAGAAGACUCGAGAUGAGAUUCUGAAGGAGCUUAAAGCUAGCCGUGGUGCAGCUGCACCACCGCCGCCGCCGGAGCCAUCGCUCGGGUCCAAGUUCAAGAAGUUUGGUGAUCGGAAGCCGGAGAAGAAGCGGUUUGUUGAAACGGACGAGACGGGGAGGCGGCGCGAGGUAUUGCUUAUUACGGAUGCGGAGGGCAACACGAAGCGGAAGACGCGCUGGCUUGAUCCGCCGGUUGAAACCAAACCUGGACUUCCUAUGCCUGACAAAAGUGUGCAGCCACUUGGGAUGGAGGUUCCUGCUGAGAUUGCAGCGAAGGCUGCAGCUGCAGCUCCACCGCCAGAGGAAGAGGAUGAUGAUAUCUUCGCGGGGGUCGGGGCCGAUUACAAUCCCCUCGCCGACCUGGAAGAUGAUGAAGGGUCUUCGUCAAACGAGGAAGGCGAGGACACUGCCCCGAAGCGUGAAAAAGCUCCCAAGGAAGCGGAGCACCCUGCUAUUGAUUCUACAGCGCCUUCCAAACCACGCAACUACUUUGCGACGGGCGCCUCUGUCACCGAACCCGAAGAACCAGAAGAUCGCUCCAACCCCCUCGCAAAGGAUCCAACCAUCCUCGCCGCACUCAAACGAGCAGCAGCACUGCGCCAAGCAUCGCCCUCCGCCGAGGACGAGGAGUCCCAGGACAAAGAUGCCGCUCUGCGAAGCAAGCGGUUCCUCGAAGAGGCGCGGCGCCGAGAUGCGCUGGACGCGGCGGACAUGGACCUUGGGUUUGGGGGUAGUCGGAACGAAGACGGCGAGGAUGAGGAAGCGGUUCUGCUUGAUUUUGAGGAACGCGGUGGCAAGAAGCGGAAGCGGGGCCCCAAGAAGAAGAAGGGGGAUAAGGAUAGUGCGGCGGACGUGAUGCGCGUGGUGGAGGGGCGCAAAAAGGAUGCGGAAUAG